CAGCACAUCUAUCACUGACCAAACGCCUUGACACUGCUAUUCUUUGUUUCUAGAAUGGCUGAAUGGACUACUUGGAAUUUUAAGGUUAAAAAAAAGACAUUUUCUGUUUUCUUAGCCGAGUUUCAAUUUUUCUGCAGAAUGUGACCCUUUAUUUAGAUGUUGCCUAAAAUAGUAGAGAACCUCCUCUGCAUUGAUUUUAAAAAUCCCUUUUACAACAAACAGUUUGCAAAAGUGUUCCAACCUUGAUUCAUAUAUCACAUCUUAUUCAGUUUUCCAAGAUGGGCUUUUUAGGAUCUAAUAGCCAAUAUAUUUUUUUUAAUAACUGUACAAAAUUUACAUAUGUUAUUUGCUAGUAUAUAAAAUGUUUAAAAAAUUAAUAUUUUGUCGUAAGUUUGAAGAGAUUUUAGAACUCUAGUUUAUUAGAACAUUAGUUUCACUUCCACUUGUUCUUAAAAACAAUAUAUGAGAUCAACAUCUCCUCAAUAGGAGCUUCAAAAAUUCACAGCGUGUUCCAGAAAAUGAACACGGAGAAGAAGUCCAUUGAAAAACUUUUUUCCUGUCUUUGCUUUCCUUUACUGCUAAAGAUUCUUUUAAAUAUUUCCAAAAGUUAUAAAAAAGGUAACAGUAAAAAAUUGCCAUAAAAAAUUGUAAGAGUUCACAGACUAAAUUAUUCUUUACAGGGAAAAUUUCUGAUACAUGAAAAAAUUGUACCACAGAACAUGCCACUAUAAGACAAUAUUUCCUAACAUAAUGCUUGGAAAUACUACUACUACAGAAAUAUUUGUGCUCCAAAACUAGACACAAUUGGUAAGGCCACUAAAUGAUUAUUGAGAGACCAAAGUUUAAAUUCAUCUUGUCUUUCCAUUUGUACAACUUUUUUCCUUUUUGAGUAUACAAACACCCAAAAGAAACAUUUAAUUACAAUUAACAAUAACAUUAAAAACAGAUACAAAACUAGCUUUCACUGUCUCAAUGGAAGACCCACAAGUACAUUUGUUUCAUGUACGUAUAAAGUCACAGCCAUAUUUUUAUGGACGGAUAAAUUAUCAUAUCUUUUCUUAAAACUAUGAGUAUUCUCAAAUAAUUAGUAAUACCAUUUCAUUUCCUGGUAAAAGUGUUCUUAGGAGGUAACCACAGUCCUUCCCUCCACCUCAAGAAAAUUUGAUUAAUAUACUACUGAUUUGAACAGGUGAUUACAAAUCAAAUAUUAUCUGAAUCAUUAGCUCUAACUGCACUCAGCAUACUUUCUAAAACAUGAGGCAUAUUUGCAAAUCCAACAGCUGUUGCUUCAACAUCAUUCAUGUGUUCUUGUCUCAUUCGUUCAUUAAAUGCAUCAGGGGCUGAUAUUUUGUUUUGCCAAAGCUCAAAAUACUCUUUGGCAGAAAUGGAAAAGCUUUCUCUUCCUUCAGCUUUCAAAAACUGCUGCCACACUUGCUCAACAGGAAAUGGAGUUGGUGCAGGCUUAUUUCCUACAAUACAUGGACUUCUGAAAACUCGCAAACGAUGCACAAGGUAUUCUAAGGUGUACAAUUUAUCUCCUUCAACACCAUGGAAAGUAAUGGACUUAUUACUGCAGCAGCCAAAUCCCUGUGAAGUAUAUAGUAAAUUAAAUUUUGAACAAGAAACCUUUAGAUAGAAAGAAUAAUUGUAAAUAUUUGAAAAUAUCUUUAAUAUUAACAUUUACUUCAAUUUGUGGGUAUAAACUCUUCUUCCAAUAACUGGACAGUUUGGACAGACGUCCAGGAAAUAACAACUGAUUAAAAUUGUUACCAUGGAAACGACUAUGAUCUCCUACAUCCCUUGUAUCUUUUGGAAAAAUGCCCAUAUUUCCAAGAUGUUUCCCUGCCAAUGAUUUUCUCCAUUAUUUAUCAAAGAAAUUCAAACUCUUAAUACUCUAACUCAGAAUAACUUCAGUUUAUUUACUAUAUUUUUUGUGAAUGAAUUACUCUUACCCAAAUAGAAGUCUUCAUUUUUCCAAUAUUUUCCAGCAUUGUAACAUUUUUCCGAAGAAUUAAAUUUCAUUUGUAUAGAUUUCAGUGAUGCUUUGCUUAGUACAUACCCUGCUUCUGCUACAUUGUAUAUUUGGCCCCAAAAGGUCAAGGGAUGACCUAAAUAGUAUGGCACGUUGUAGUCCAGAGGUGCCACAUAAUAUCUUAAAUUUUCAGGAACAACAAACAUAUCAUCAUGAACAAACAAUAUCCAUUGCACAUCAUGAUACUCGUUUGUGAUAUGAUUGAUGGAUAAACACAAGAAAUGAAAUGAAUUCUUUGGCUGAAAGGUAACAAUUGGAAUACUAUGAUCAAACUGCAUUCCAAAAAAUACUAUUGCAUUGCAAUGUUUUCCCCAAGUGUCUUUAACUGCUCUGGCAUUUUUCACUUUUCGAACAAAUACAGCACAUAAAACAGAUACUUCUUUUUCUAAAAAUGCAGCCUCUGUAGCACCUUCUGGUUUUCCAUAAACAAAAGCAUCAAAAUUCACAGGCCACCUAGAAAGUCCUUUGCCCGCAAACCAAUCGCCAUAAUUUGGUAAUUUUCUCUUUUCUGGACGACAACUACCCUUCACAGACGAUAUGUGUUCCGUUUUGAAGAAAAGAAAUGCUAGAACAGCUCCUAUAGCAAAUCCAACAACAAACACUCUCUUUCUACAGGUGCGAAAAACAGAUAACACAUCCAUAUUAUUGCGCAGAUAGCUUUAAUAAUUUGUCAUAAAGAUACACAUAUUUUCUUCACAGGCUGAGAUCACUAUGGAUGCAAGUCAACACUUCUUAUCUACAAUUUUACAGAUGCAUUUUUCUAGAUAUUCGUACAACACUCGUCAUGCUUGCAUGUGCACUGAUGUGCACCUUGUGCAUGCUUCAAAACCAACAGCGUGUUUACAUCUGUCCAGGUCUGUGAUCUGCGCACACUGCCAGCUCCACUGGCCAGCUGUGCUGUCAACCAUACUUCGAUUGCUUCGCUAUUGGUAAUUUAUCUGUAACCUAAACUAAUUCGUUCAUUUUUAUCUAUUUUCCGUCUGGAAACGAAGAGGUGGAAUAAAAGGAAGCGAAGAAAUUGAAUAAUAUUUGCUUUAAUUUUUAAAAAUAAACGAAAGAUGAUUCUGCGUUGUGGCGCCACUGACUUUCAAAUCAUCUGUGAAGACUGGAAUCGAGGUCGAUCAUAUGAUUGGAUCAAAAUGCCAGGGUGUUACAUUUGUGAGAAGAUAUGUGUAACUCGUAUAUAAAUAGAAAUUAAACUCUUAAGUGUGUUUUAUUUGCACUGUUCAUGUACUUAAGCAUAAGUCGAAGAGUUUUGCGGGUACAAUUUUUGCUACGGAAUGUUUGUAGUGAUGUUUGCUCCGUACUGAUGACUUUUUCAAAAUUUGGAAGGAUGGAUGAUUUCCGUGCAGCAAAAUUACACCUGUUUUGGGGUACUCCGAUAACCUCGGUUAUAUAUGUAUCUGUAUUAACUGUUAUUGCGUGAUGCGAGUGAAAACAUUCUAAUCGUACCAUUGUGUGCAUUUGUUAAAGUGUGUAUUGCCACUUUCCCACGAGGGUUUCGACGACCACUUACGCAUUAAUAUUUGCUGAGGUGACUAAAUUCUGCGCUUCAUACAUGUUUAUUUCGAAAGUUCACAAUUACAAUAUCACGUAAAAUGCAAAGAUUGUAUCAUAUGUGUGAAUAUUGUGGAAAGUAGUGAUGUGCGAAUAUGUCGCUGCCAAACUCAACUCGGAAAGGAAGCUCAGUGUCAAAGACUACACGUUUAUUUACACCCUCGAUGGGGGUCACUCUAGGUGCUACAAAAUUGCUCAGAAUAUUGGCAGGUGUUGUGAUGCGGUGUUGGGCGCUGGCAGGUGCAGCCGUUUUGGCGUGCUUGUUACUUUAUUGGGCGUAUGGUGGUCUUAUGGCGUUUCUGUUGCUUUGUUUCGCAACUACAGGCAUUUUGUAUCAUAGUGAAGAUGGCUUGCUGUUUCAUCCAGAAUUGCCAGCACAUUCACGGGUCUUUGUACCUGUCCCUUCAAUGUUUGGUUUGCCUUAUGAAAAUGUAUUUGUACGCAGUGGAGAUGGCACUUUGCUGCAUAUGUUUUUUAUUCACCAUGCAGGUCUUGCAGGUGAACGAUUACCUACUAUAAUAUUUCUUCAUGGUAAUGCUGGGAAUAUGGGACAUAGAUUGCAAAAUGCACUGGGCCUUUACCACGGCCUACCAGCCAAUAUUUUGAUGUUAGAAUAUCGUGGAUAUGGACUGUCCCAAGGUUCCCCAUCUGAAGAGGGCUUGUGUAUGGAUGCAAGGGCAGGUUUAGAUUAUUUAGCUUCUCGUAGUGACAUUAAUCAUCAAGAAAUAAUUGUGUUUGGAAGAUCUCUAGGUGGAGCAGUGGCUGUAGAUGUGGCAGCUCGUCCAGAAUAUGCUUCAAAGCUUUGGUGUGUCAUUUUAGAAAACACUUUCACCAGUAUUCCUGAUAUGGCAAGAGUUUUGGCUGGCUGGAGGCUAUUAAACUAUUUACCACUGUUUUGUUACAAGAAUAAGUUUCUUUCGAGUACCAAAGUUUGCCACAUGACAACACCUGCAUUAUUCGUCUCAGGAUUGUCUGACACUUUGGUUCCACCUCGCAUGAUGGCAGAGUUGCAUAGACUUUGCGGGUCUCAUCACAAACAGCUACUUACUUUUGAACGUGGCACCCACAAUGAAACUUGGGCCUGCCCUGGAUAUUACCAUCAUCUUGCGACUUUUCUGCAAGGAGUUCGUUUGAGAAAUCCUUCACCUCGUAUUAUCACUGCUCCUGACAGUCCUCCACCUCCUCUUUGCACAAUACCAACUCCUGCUCCCCCACCUCUUCCCCCACCUCCCACACACUCAUCACAGAUCAAUACCUAGUUGUGAUACACAUGGAAGUACCUGGCAAUAACAUUUCUGAAUUGUUUUAAUUAUGUUCCACCCUAAAGUGGGAGCUUGUGACUGGUUUGACCUUUGAAAAGCAUUUGAAUAAUGAGUAUUCUCAGGAUAAAUUUCAACUUAUCCUUGAAAGCAUUAAUCCAAAGAUCUUUCAUUGUGUAAUGUACAAUUUAAGCAGUUUAAUUUCCAAGAGACGUAGCUGGCAAGGUGUUACAUUCUUGUACUGUAUAUUUCAUUUUUCAAAUGCUUGUGCACAAAUAAAGAUGAAAAUUUACAGGUACCUUUCUGACCACAGCUGUUAACUUUUUGAGAAUGACUGACGACACAAUCUCUUUUAGAAAUAUGAAACAUAAUUGGCUGUAUAAACUGAAUGCUGUUUUUGUAUCUUUGACUAAGUAUUCUAGUCUCUCCUUCUCCUCUACUUAUUUUUAUAAGCUCAAAAGUGCUGUUAGAUUAUUCCUAGUUCUAUUUUUUUAUAAAUUUGUCAUAUGUGAAAUAUGAACUUUGCAUUGUUUAUUGUUGUCAUUAAGGAAUGUGUACUUGGUUCACUUCAUCAGCUUAAUUUUUUUAAUGUACUGUUACAAACGUGAUCAGUUGUGGUUGUGAUAAUGUUUGAUAUUGCACUGCAUUCUGUCCAAGAGCCCGUCCGGAGUAUCAAUGCUACAAUUUAAAUUACUAAAUUACUGGUGCGCUUAAAUUCUUUGGGGUAGAGUUUUGUGUACAUCUGAGCCAGUAACAUAUCACAGUAAGUGCAGAGACAAUAAAACAAUGUAAUGGUCCAAAUGUGCCUCUUGGAAUUAAAAGAAAAUGCAUUGGCAACACUUUUGCAACAGUUUUUGAAUAUCUGCUAUGAAAUAGUUUGGGUAGAUAUAGUAAUAUAGAUGGCCUACUGUUGUAGUGCAUUUAUACUUGCUUCCACAUUGUAGAUUUUGUGUAAAAAGAAGAAUGUGAGAACAAGACAAUUGUGAAGAAGUGGUUGUGUAUUCUUUAAUUGCUUUGGAAAAUAGUUUUUCAAAAUGUUAUCAUUUGAGCAUUUUAUACUGUUUCUUAAUAAAUGGUCUUUGAAUCUGUAUUUGUUGUAAAAAAUGAGAUUGAAAACAGGGCCUUUCAAACAAGUGUUAUUUACUGCCUCAAUCAAUAUAGUUUAUUUAUUAUGAAUAUAGUUGGUUAGUCUUAACAUUUUUUGAUAAGACAAGUGUAGCAUAUAAGUGUUCCAUUAAAUGUUAAGAGGUGUUAUGAGGCCUUUUCUCACAAAAUGUAUAUUGUUUUAGUAUGUGAAAUUUUUAUUUAUCUCAAUCACCAUUUCUUAAACAAGAGUUUGAGAUCACACUAAAAACUAUUAUGUUACACAUUUUGAACAUUGUACUUCUAUUGUGAACUCUUAGUCAUUUAGUGCUAUGUUUUGCAUCAUGUGAUCUGCAGAUCACUAGUGCUUGGAAAAGAGGGAACUAGUCUGUUGGAGUAAAGUUGUGAAAAUAGAUAUUACCAAACAUUUUAAUUAUUCAAAAAUAAUAAAAAUUAUGAUGAAAGUAAUAUCAAAUGU
This is a messenger RNA of Gryllus bimaculatus (two-spotted cricket), 6409 nucleotides long. The record is from the annotation of a GenBank genome assembly. NCBI's taxonomy places the organism in Eukaryota, Metazoa, Arthropoda, Insecta, Orthoptera, Gryllidae.